Macrobrachium nipponense is the source of this 654-nucleotide messenger RNA. RefSeq lists its product as uncharacterized. The transcript has a single exon. The record is from RefSeq and is a predicted model, not a curated record. The coding region runs from base 1 to 654 and encodes 217 amino acids. Lineage: Eukaryota; Metazoa; Arthropoda; Malacostraca; Decapoda; Palaemonidae.
AUGAGAAAGAAGGUGGGAGAUCAGAUUGUUCCCCUGGCAACGCUGAUCCUCACUUUUAACACAUUUAAAUUACCUAAUGCUAUCAAGGCAGGAUGGCUGAACUUCAAAGUCAAGCCAUACAUACCAUCACCUUUGAGAUGUUACCACUGCCAGAUGUUUGGUCAUUUGAUCCAGAAAUGUAGAAAGAAAAUGAAUGAAGAACCUGCUUUAUGUUGUAAUUGUGGCAAAGAAGCACAUGGACCAUGCAAUGAACCACCGUCUUGUGUUAAUUGUGGAGAAAACCAUCCUGCGUCCUCAAAAAUUUGUGUAAAAUUUAUUUUAGAGAAGGAGGUGCAAACAGUUAAAGUUUUGGAAAAGAUUUCGUUUAAAGACGCUAGAAAGAAAGUACUAGAACUUCAAAUAAGACCGGGAGUUACAUUUUCAUCAGUAAUUAAGAAGCCACAGUCCAGUGUACAAGUCCCAGCUACUCAUGCAAUGCAACAGCAACCAUCCGCAGCAGUCACAAAGCCAAACCACGCUCAGACAACGCCACGUGGAGAGGAGCAUGCUGAUGAUAAAACUAAAGCGGCAUGUUCUUUAAAUAGUGAAAGUAGCACAUCACUCCAGCAACCAAAACCACAGGUUCUUAAAACCAUGUACGCAGAGGAUAACUAA